GUAAUGUGUCAUGUAAUGACAUAUGGGAUAUAUUUGCACGUGUACGACAACUGGAGGCUAUUUUCUCUCAAUUGGGAUUCACCCUGGACGUGGAUAUUGACUGCCAUCGCGAUUGACCUUGGUUACUACAUCUUUCAUCGCGCUUUACAUGAGGUGAACCUGUUUUGGGCAGUUCAUCAAUUGCAUCACAACUCCAAGGAAUGCAACCUCACAACGGCUCUUCGGAAUAGUCUCCUUCUGCCCUGUUUUGAUUUCGUAUUCUACAUCCCAACGGCGCUGCUGGGUGCCCCACCAAGUCACAUUCUAGUCCACACCCAAUUGAACCUUCUCUACCAGUUCUGGCUUCAUACGGAGACAAUUUCCUCCCUGGGACCUCUUGAGUACAUCAUCAACACCCCAUCGCAUCACCGAGUCCAUCACGGAUGCAACCGGUACUGCAUAGACAAGAACUAUGCAGGAGUGCUCAUCAUCUGGGAUCGAAUUUUUGGGACGUUUGAACCCGAAAGCGAGCAAGUUGUUUAUGGCCUCACCCAUACAGUCAGCACAUUCAAUCCCAUGAAACUCCAAUUUCACCAUUUUCAGAACAUCUGCAAAUCCUUAUGGGAGAUGAAGAGCUUGGAGGACCGGCUGAAAGUCCUUUUCUAUGGCCCAGGCUGGAAACCUGGGCAACCAAGGCUUUACCCUAAGGAUCUCCUGCCUGGCGUCAGUCUCUAAGUUCAAAUAAUUUCUUGAUAUCAAUCAAAAAAAUCAAAUGAAUU
Molecule: messenger RNA, 758 nt
Organism: Darwinula stevensoni
Lineage: Eukaryota; Metazoa; Arthropoda; Ostracoda; Podocopida; Darwinulidae
Source: the annotation of a GenBank genome assembly